Messenger RNA from Physella acuta, 834 nucleotides. RefSeq names its product serine/threonine-protein kinase Nek9-like. The record is from RefSeq and is a predicted model, not a curated record. NCBI's taxonomy places the organism in Eukaryota, Metazoa, Mollusca, Gastropoda, Physidae.
AUGUUUGAUUCCAUCCCUGAGUCUUCCAAUCUGAUGCCGCACAGAGCCGCCAUCUCUGAGGCACCCAGUGACCCAGUUUUCUUAGACGAUCUGGGAGACCUGGGGCAGCAGGACUUCUCUCCUGAUGUCAUGACCCCACCACGGUCCAACCCCAGUUCAAGUGACGUUUCUUUAGAGAGCAGGUGUCCUACGUGGCUACAGCAGCAGGUAAAUCUAAGGUGUCCUACGUGGCUACAGCAGGAGCUGGAAGAAGCUGAUUUCAUCCCCAUUCCCACCCCUCCAUCUCAAGUGUGUGACCCUGUAACUUCACCAAGUGGAGAGUCCAUUCAGGACUUAAAUCCAUCCAAACCAGCUGACCUAAAAUUGUACAUUCCAAAUACCGAGACAGAAACUGUAAAGAUGUUAUUGGAACGUAUAGCAAAACUGGAACUAGAAAACACAGAACUUAAAAAAGUUGUAAGGGAGCAAGAAGCAAUUAUUAAAAAGUUGGGUGGUCAGAAUUCAUGAUGUCGCAUGGUAGUUGCAUCUGCUGCUGACCGACUGAACAAGUUGUGAUAGAAGCAAUUAUUCAAGAGUUGGGUGGUCAGAAUUCAUGAUGCCGCAUGGUGUGUGCAUCUCUUGCUGAGAGACUGAACAAGUUGUGAUGUGGUCUGCCAAGUUAAUGGGACACACCUUUUCAGAUAUUGGCUGUCUUUAAAGAUGUAAGAACAUAAGUUGAGAGGUACUUAAGAACUGGUGGUCUCUGGGUAGAAUCUGUUGGUGGAAUCUGGGUAGAAUCUGCUGGUGGAAUCUGGGUAGAAUCUUUUGGUGGAAUCUGGUAGUGGUCUCUGGGUA